AUGUCUGUAGAAGAAGGCGUAGCCAAGUUGGCUGUGACUGACGAAGUUGAACAAAAGGUUACUCCCUGGGAAGUGGAAGGUGCUGUGGUCGAUGGAAAGGCUCAGGGCAUUGACUAUGAUAGAUUGAUUCAACAAUUCGGCACUAAAGCCAUUACUGGUGAAACUUUAAGUCGUUUCCAAGCAGUUACUGGUCAAGAGCCUCAUCCUUUCUUAAAGAGAGGCGUUUUCUUUUCAGAAAGAGACUUGACGAAGAUCUUGAACUUGUACGAGGCUGGUGAACCUUUCUUCUUGUAUACUGGAAGAGGUCCCUCAUCUGACUCGAUGCAUUUGGGCCAUAUGAUUCCUUUUGUAUUCACCAAAUGGUUGCAAGAUGUAUUUGACGUUCCUUUAGUCAUUGAGUUGACUGACGACGAGAAGUUUUUAUUCAAGCCCAAGUUGACUAUUCAAGAUGUCAAGGGAUUUGCUGUAGAUAAUUGCAAGGACAUCAUCGCAGUGGGAUUCAAGCCUGAGAACACAUUUAUCUUUUCGGACUUGGAAUAUAUGGGGGGAGCCUUCUACGAAAACGUCGUGAGAACUUCCAGACAGAUCACCACGUCUACUGCUAAAGCCGUAUUUGGCUUCCAAGACUCUGACUGUAUUGGAAAAGUGCACUUUGCCAGUAUCCAGAUCGCUACGGCUUUCCCAUCUUCUUUCCCUGAUAUCUUAGGUUUACCGGCCAAGACUCCCUGCUUGAUUCCCUGUGCCAUCGACCAAGAUCCGUACUUUAGAGUUUGCAGAGAUGUAGCUGAUAAGUUGAAAUUCGCCAAACCAGCCUUGAUCCACGCCAAAUUCUUUCCAGCUUUGCAAGGAGCCACUACCAAGAUGUCUGCUUCUGAUACCACAACUUCGAUUUUUAUGACGGAUACUGCCAACCAGAUCAAGAAGAAGAUCAACAAGUACGCUUUCUCCGGUGGUCAACAAACUCUCGAAGACCAUAGAAAAUUGGGAGGCAAUCCGGAAGUCGACGUAGCCUACCAGUACUUAUCAUUCUUCUCUGAAGAUGACGAAAAGUUGAAGACCUUGGCCGAUGGUUACAGAAAGGGAGAAGUUUUGUCUGGUGAAAUGAAGCAAGAGUGUAUCACUGUCUUGCAAGAUUUUGUAAAGGCAUACCAAGAGAGAAGAGGCAAGGUUGACCAAGCCACUGUUGACUCGUUCAUGAAGCCACACAAGUUAGUGUUUGGCCAGAAAGAAAGACUCGUCCCAGUCAAACCUAAAGAAUCUAAGGAGAAGAAGUAG
Scheffersomyces stipitis CBS 6054 is the source of this 1275-nucleotide messenger RNA. It is a transcript of the gene WRS1, whose product is annotated as tryptophan--tRNA ligase. The coding region runs from base 1 to 1275 and encodes 424 amino acids. Gene Ontology annotation, cellular component: cytoplasm. Gene Ontology annotation, molecular function: tryptophan-tRNA ligase activity; ATP binding. The transcript has a single exon. NCBI's taxonomy places the organism in Eukaryota, Fungi, Ascomycota, Pichiomycetes, Serinales, Debaryomycetaceae. Gene Ontology annotation, biological process: tryptophanyl-tRNA aminoacylation. The record is from RefSeq and is a predicted model, not a curated record.